Cornus florida is the source of this 1930-nucleotide messenger RNA. RefSeq names its product protein NRT1/ PTR FAMILY 5.1. Gene Ontology annotation, molecular function: tripeptide transmembrane transporter activity; dipeptide transmembrane transporter activity. The coding region runs from base 78 to 1814 and encodes 578 amino acids. Gene Ontology annotation, biological process: dipeptide transport; transmembrane transport. NCBI's taxonomy places the organism in Eukaryota, Viridiplantae, Streptophyta, Magnoliopsida, Cornales, Cornaceae. Gene Ontology annotation, cellular component: membrane. The transcript is spliced from 4 exons. The record is from RefSeq and is a predicted model, not a curated record.
GCCUUUCCUCCAAUGAGCUACCUUCUUCUUUUAUCCUCAUCUCUCUCUAAACCAUCAACCUCUCAGUAUUUUCUAUAAUGGAGGCCAAAGAUUACACCCAAGAUGGCACUGUCGAUCUUCAUGGACAACCCGUCCUCUCCUCCAAAACCGGCACAUGGAAGGCUUGCGCUUUUCUUGUUGGCUAUGAGGCGUUUGAGAGGAUGGCCUUCUAUGGAGUAGCUUCCAAUUUAGUGGUUUACUUGACAACACAGCUUCAUGAAGACACUGUUUCAUCGGUGAGGAAUGUGAAUAACUGGUCAGGAUCCGUGUGGUUAACGCCAAUUCUUGGUGCCUUUAUAGCAGAUUCUUACGUGGGUCGAUUCUGGACAUUCACAGUAUCAUCUCUCAUUUAUGUGAUGGGAAUGGUGCUGCUGACAAUGGCAGUUUCAAUUAAAUUCUUGAAGCCAUCUUGUUCAAAUGGAAUCUGUAGCAAGGCCUCUACUUCACAAGUUGCAUUCUUCUAUUCAUCUCUAUACAUCAUAGCAGUUGGGGCUGGUGGGACAAAGCCCAACAUUUCCACUUUUGGUGCAGACCAAUUUGAUGAUUUCAACCCACAUGAGAAAAAGCUAAAGGUCUCUUUCUUCAAUUGGUGGAUGUUCAGCUCCUUCAUAGGAGCAUUGGUCGCCACGCUUGGCCUUGUCUACAUCCAAGAGAACUUGGGUUGGGGACUAGGGUAUGGUAUACCUACAGCUGGUAUUCUACUCUCCCUAAUCAUCUUCUAUAUUGGUACCCCAAUGUACAGGCACAAAGUUAGAAAAUCCAAAAGCCCUGCUGGGGACCUUCUUCGAGUUCCUAUCGCUGCAUUCGCCAAUAGAAGGCUCGAGCUCCCUAGCCACCCAUCUGAGCUUCAAGAGUUUGAGGCACAACAUUACACUAACAGCGGAAAACGCCAGGUCCAUCACACCCCUGUUUUUAGGUUCUUGGACAAGGCUGCAAUCAAAGAAGCCUCAAGGUCAAGGCCUCCCUGCACAGUGACUCAAGUGGAAGGAGCCAAGCUUGUUUUGGGGAUGCUUACAAUAUGGAUGGUGACUUUAAUCCCUAGCACCAUUUGGGCUCAAAUCAACACUUUAUUUGUCAAACAAGGCACCACCUUGGAUAGACACAUGGGUUCCAACUUCCAAAUCCCGGCAGCAUCCCUAGGAAGCUUUGUAACCCUCUCCAUGCUACUCUCUGUGCCAAUGUAUGACCGCUACUUCGUGCCACUCAUGCGUCAGAGGACCGGAAACCCUAGGGGGAUCACACUGCUUCAGAGGCUUGGCAUUGGAUUUGUGAUCCAAAUCAUAGCCAUUGCAAUUGCUUAUGCUGUGGAAGUUAGGAGGAUGCAUGUCAUAAGAGUGCACCACAUAGUAGGACCUAAACAAGUUGUCCCCAUGAAUAUAUUUUGGCUAUUGCCUCAGUAUGUUCUACUAGGGGUGGCUGAUGUGUUCAAUGCCAUUGGAUUGCUGGAGUUCUUCUAUGACCAGUCCCCAGAAGACAUGCAAAGCCUUGGGACGACGUUUUUCACCAGCGGGAUCGGUGUUGGCAACUUCUUGAAUAGCUUUCUAGUGACAAUGGUGGAUAAACUUACAGCAAGGAAUGAUGGGAAGAGUUGGAUUGGGAACAACUUGAAUGACUCUCACUUGGAUUACUACUAUGGGUUCCUUUUGGCCAUAUCUACUCUCAACCUAGGGGCCUUUUGGUGGGCAUCAAGUAAAUAUAUGUACAAGAGGGAGUCCACUGAAGUGAAGGAGGUUUGUGUUCAAAUGGAGGCCAAAACCUUGGAUCAUCUCCUUUAGGGUUACAAGUAUGAAAACUAUGAAGGGUUGUAGACCAUAUUAUGUAAGCAAAUCAUGUAAUAUUGACUUAAGACUUUUGAUGUUUUUAGCUGCAAGUUUGGUCGGUUUAGGGUGCA